AUGGAAUUCAGCAGCUGCAUGAGAUCUGCGAGCCACCGGAGCUUCCGAGCCAAUCCGGGAGUCGGACUUUACGCCGGGGAAAACUUUCGGUUUCAGGCUCCUCCAACACAGUGGACGUCCACGGAGAAACUUGCCAGUGCAGACGCAGCACCAAUGCUUUGCGCCGGGUUGACAACCUAUUCGGCCCUGCGGAAAUGCAAAGCCAGAAGCGGUGAAUGGGUCGUGAUUUCUGGCCGGGCAUAUCGAGUGAUUGGAAUCGACCAUGGGUCAAAGGAAGUAUUCGUCAAAGAUUGCGGCGCCGAAGUGUUUAUUGACAUGCCAAAUUUCAGCGAUGAGGAUAUCGCCAAGGAAGUCAAACGAGUGACAGGCGGUCUCAAGCGCCUAGUCCAGACCGGGCGCUGGACCCUGAGAUUAGCGAGGCACAAACCCUGCAUUACUCGCGCCAAGCCAGCCAAUAACCGUGGUACCCGCGACUAG
Pseudogymnoascus destructans is the source of this 477-nucleotide messenger RNA. RefSeq lists its product as uncharacterized. The record is from RefSeq and is a predicted model, not a curated record. NCBI's taxonomy places the organism in Eukaryota, Fungi, Ascomycota, Leotiomycetes, Thelebolales, Thelebolaceae. The transcript has 3 exons. Bases 1 to 477 code for a protein of 158 amino acids.